Molecule: messenger RNA, 1518 nt
Organism: Pseudomassariella vexata
Lineage: Eukaryota; Fungi; Ascomycota; Sordariomycetes; Amphisphaeriales; Pseudomassariaceae
Product: malate dehydrogenase
Exons: 3
Coding region: 488-1273 (261 amino acids)
Source: RefSeq, a predicted model, not a curated record
CUUUUUCCCUGGCGACCUUGUUCGGGCGGCUGCUCAGGUCAGUCAGUCAGCUUGCAGAAUGCCACCCACACAAUACACCUAGGUAGGUACAUGUCAUUAUCCUCGAGACACAACCCUAGCAUGAGUGUCUCCAAUUCGGGACCCUGCAGGUGUGGACGGUUCAACGCCGUGCCGCCUAGCAUUCCCGUGUAAUUCUUAUAAUACAUCGAUGUCCUCUCUGUGGACGGUCACAAGUAUCACAUAUUCAAGUUCAUCUCAUAUAUUGCUAGGAGGAUCGUUUCCUUUUACGUUUCCUACUCUCUUAUUUCAUCUUUCAUAUUUCGUUGCUUUCGAUCAUUAACUCAGCUGUUUUCGGUCUCUUUUCUUUCGGCAUCAAAAUAGUAACGACUUACAUCCUUUCGUAAUCCGGCCCUCGAAUUGAUUUCGAUCCCGUGCCAACUCUCACCAAGCCGCCUUCCCAUACAAAGCCUCACACACACACAUCAAGAUGCGUUCCUCGAUAAUACUAGCGUCGGUACUGGGUGCCUUGACCGUCCUGGCCGCUCCUACAUCUCCAAGCUUGAACCUCAACUCGGCUUUGCCUGGCCAAGCCGAGACGGUUACGGAAUACUUCAACAUGCUGGCACAGAAGGUUCAGGAGGGUCGGUCUAUGGCUGUGGCUCCGGUCUGUGAUUUAUCCAAAGCAAAAAUGGCCAUUGCACCUACUCCUCUACCGGUUCCGGCUGAGGGCUUGAAACUGAAACAUGUGGCUAUCGGUCGAGGGACACAAAACUACACGUGCGAUGUCACCAACGCAACGGCAGUGCCGGCACAGACUGGCGCCGUAGCCACGCUCUUCAACGCCAGCUGCGUUGCCGCCACCUACCCGGACCUGCUCAACAUGCUGCCUAAGCUGGCAAUGUCGUUCAACCUGACCGAGGUCGAGCAGAAGAUGGGACCCAGCAAUCUAGCCAUCUCGGGCCAGCACUUCUUCACCAACACCACAACCCCGUUCUUCAAUCUCGACACGACCCGUGCUACGCUCGGCGAGGCUGGCUGCACCAAGGCCAACGCGACCAGCGCCCCGGCCAAUGCACCCAAAGGACAGCUUGGCGAGCCCGCCGUGCCAUGGCUGAAACUCGUCACACACGUGGGAGCCACGGGCAAUCUGCAAGAGGUCUACCGCAUUGAGACAGCGGGUGGCAGUGCGCCAGCGACUUGCAAGGGCAUGCCGGCAACGUUCGAGGUUCAAUACUCAGCACAAUAUUGGUUCUUCGAGGGCACAGCCGCAUGAUACACUGUCUUACCCCGACCCAACCUUGAAUCAAGCGAGAACGAGAACAAUGCCGAGCCACACAAAGAAAGCUGAAACGCAGAUAAUGAGCCGUGUAUAAUAGGGCAAAAAGGGAGGACGACGGGAUCGCGUCCGAGGGUUUCAGUUUUUAUACAUUCUUCCUAUGGCGUUUUGGGCGCUUCAAUUCUCGUCAUGGGUCUACGGACUUGUGCGAGGAUAAUAUAUCACUUGCUUUUCUAUACCAC